Messenger RNA from Hydra vulgaris (swiftwater hydra), 2021 nucleotides. RefSeq lists its product as uncharacterized. The record is from RefSeq and is a predicted model, not a curated record. Lineage: Eukaryota; Metazoa; Cnidaria; Hydrozoa; Anthoathecata; Hydridae.
UUUACUCAUCCGGUAUUGGAAUGAGGAAAAAAUGCAAGUUGAAGUGAGGUAUUGGGAUUCCUCAUUUAUGGGACAUAGUACUAGUCUUGAUUUGGUAAAUCAUUUUAAUGAAAAGAUAAAUGAUAUUAAUAUCAGCAAAAUUGUUCAGGUCUCUAUGGAUGGACCCAGUGUCAACUUGAAAUUUCACAGAGACAUUCAAAGCAAACGUGAAGAGCACGAAUUAUCUAAACUUAUUGACAUAGGCUGCUGUUCCCUACACAUAAUUCAUGGUGCUUUCAAAACAGGAGUAGAAUCAACUGAUUGGGAACUUAAAAAGACAUUUAAAAGCUGCUUUACCUUAUUUCAUGAUUCUCCUGCCAGAAGAAGUGACUUUAUCAGUAUCACUGAAGGUUCUGUGUUCCCGCUUUCAUUUUGCGCAACCAGAUGGGUUGAAGACAAAAAGGUAGCGGAUAGAUUAAUUAGUAUUUGGCCAUCUAUUAUAAAAAUUGUUAAUUAUUAGGAGUCUCUGCCUAAAAGUAAACGACCAUCUUGCAAAUCAUAUAAGUUUGUUGUAAAUGCUGGCAAGCAUGUUUGAACCGUUUCUGAAGCUCUAUCAGACAGAUGCUCCAAUGUUGCCUCACAUGAAUGGUGAUCUUGUGCAGUUGAUUAAGAGUAUUCUUAGGAUGUUUAUUAAAUCUGAAACUAUUGAGGCUACCUCAAAACUUACCAAAAUUGAUCUGCAAAAUAAAGAGAACCAUUUGAAACCCAGUGAAAUUGAUAUUGGGUUUGCUGCUGAAUUAUCACUGUCAAAGCUCAGAAAAAAUGAUGCAGUUAUUUUGAAGGAUAUGAAAGAAUUUAAAAUUCAAUGCAUGCACAUUUUAAUUUCAGCUGCUGAAAAGUUAUUUAAAAGAUGUCCCCUUAAUUCUGUGAUUGUUAACACGAGUACUUGUUUGCUUCCAAAUUUUUAUGCUCAGAUCACACCUGAAAAAAAUAGGAAUCAAAUGAAAAUAUUGCUGCAUCAUCUUAUUUCACUUGGAAUAUUAACUGCUUCUUAUUCUGACAAAGUUAUCAGCCAGUUCUCAAAGUUUAUUUCAUCAGAAUUUGCUCUGAAUCAGGAUGUUUUCAUUAGUUAUGAUCGAAAUAAUAAACGUCUUGAUGAUUUUUACUUCAAAAACAUUGACAUAAAAAAGUAUCCAGAGUUGUCAUCUGUCAUUAAGUUGGUUUUGACUCUGAGUCAUGGACAGGCAUCAGUUGAACGGGGGUUUAGUGUCAAUAAGGAUGUGGUUACCGAUAAUAUAUCAACAGAUGGUAUUGUUGGACGGCGUCUUGUGCGUGAUUUCAUGCUUACCAACAACCUCAACCCCCCACUCUGUCCAGAUUACAUCAGAAAUGAAAGUUGCCUUUAAAUCUGCCCGUCAAAAAUACCAGAUCAUGCUUGAGGAAAAGAAGUCAAAGAAUAAAAAACAUGCUAUGUUAGAUCAGAAAGCCAUUAUUUUGUCUGAAAUUGAAGAGCUAAAAUCUAAAAUGGGUUUCCUUACAAAAACUUCAUUGAUGCUAGAAAAAGAGUUUGUCUUAACUGUGGAACAAGCGGAAAAAGAAAAUUGGUCAGCAAAGCGAAUGCUUUAAAAAGGAAAAGCGAGGAGAAAAUGAAAGACGUAGCUAAGUUGCAGGAAACAUUAUUGAUAUUAGAAGAGAAGAGAAAGAAACUGAAUUAACAAUAGUUGCUUUUUGACAAUUUGUUUGUUUAUAUAAAAUAUUAUUUAUGUUGACAUUUAUGCAAAUAUGGCUAAUUAAAAAACUUUAAUUAUAUUUUCAAAAUAAGAUUUUGCUUAAAAAAUAUAUGCAAUUUAAAAUUAAUUAAAAGUUUUUUUUUUAAUGUUUCUAAGCAUGUUUGGUUAUACUGUGCUAUUUUUAUCUAAAAGUAUUAUUGAAUUAGCGAAGGUACAGCUACAAAUAGUGAUAAAAAACAACUAACCCAAAGUAGUCUCUGUUAUAGACCAAAUAUUGCUCAAAAUGUUGAAAGAUAUCUACAUAGACAUUUU